Molecule: messenger RNA, 3807 nt
Organism: Numida meleagris (helmeted guineafowl)
Lineage: Eukaryota; Metazoa; Chordata; Aves; Galliformes; Numididae
Gene: SLC27A6
Product: solute carrier family 27 member 6
Exons: 11
Coding region: 545-2524 (659 amino acids)
Molecular function (GO): long-chain fatty acid-CoA ligase activity; long-chain fatty acid transmembrane transporter activity
Source: RefSeq, a predicted model, not a curated record
GCCACGGCAGGGCCCAGGCUGUGCUGGUGUCAAGGCCUGUGAACCUCGAGUCCUGCUGCAGCCUCAGCAGAGAGUGGAGGCCUAAGGACAUCACAGGAUCGAAUAAGUGGGGAGGGCACGGCACGGCACGGCACGGCACGGCGAGUCUGCCGGGGGUGAGGCUCUCUUUGCUCUGCCGCCAUCGUGCGCAGCAGCCCGGCCGUGUUCCCCCCGCCGGGAUGUGAGCGCUGGGUGGAGUGAGGCGGCCCGCGCCUUAUGCAACCGACCCAGGGAGCGGCCCUCGCCACUUCGCUAACAGCUCUGCGCCGGGAGUCCCGAGGACGGAGGGGAAGGUUGGAAGUGCUGCGUUCGCCCCAACUCCGCCGGUGGGGGCAGCGCUCCCGCCCCUUCUGACCUCGCCUCUCCCCGCGGUGCGUGCCGUCCGCAGGUGCGGGGCUGGCUGCAGCCGGCGGGCGGCUCCGGGCGCGGCCGAGGCUGAGGCGGGUGUUUGCCGGCGAGUUUCCUCUCAGGUUCUGCACCCAGCCGGGUGUCGAGCUGUAACGAAAUGCGUGCCUGGGACGACCUCUCUCCAUUCCCAAUGCUUCUUCCCUCCUGGGUACCGGGCGUUGUGGCCGGGAUUGCCUCCUUGCAUCUCAUCCAGAAACUUCUCUUCCCCUACUUCUGGGCUGACCUGAGGUACUUGCUGAAGGUACUGCUUUAUGGGCUGAGAGUGGAGAGCUACAGGCAGAGAGGGAAGAUUGUCACCGUGCUGGACAAGUUCGUGAAGCUGGCUGAGAAGCAGCCCCACAAGGCAUUCCUCAUCUGUGACGGGAAGGUGCUCUCCUACCAGGAUGUAGACAGGCGCAGUAAUAGGGUAGCGCAGGUCUUCCUUCACCACAGCACUCUGAAGAAGGGUGACACAGUGGCCCUGCUGAUGGGCAACGAGCCUGACUUCAUCCACGUGUGGUUUGGACUGGCCAAGCUGGGAUGUGUGGUAGCUUUCCUCAACUUCAAUGUCCGCAGCAGGUCUCUCCUGCACUGUGUCAGUAGCUGUGAACCCAAGAUACUGAUAGUGGGAGCAGAUUUGCUUGGAACAUUAGAAGAAAUUCUUCCAAAUCUUCAGAAAGACAUCAGUGUUUGGGUAAUGACCAAGGAUUCCACUUCUCCAAGUGUGCAUAGCCUUUUAGACAAAAUGGAGGAUGCAUCUGAAGACCCCGUUCCAGUUAGUCGACGCUCUGCCAGCAACCUCAAGUCAUCUGUUUUAUAUAUAUUUACUUCAGGAACAACAGGUCUUCCAAAGGCAGCAGUCAUCAGUCACAUGCAAAUUCUUAAAGCAGCUGCUGGACUCUGGGCUUUUGGUGCUACUUCAGAAGACAUAAUUUAUAUUACUCUGCCUCUUUACCACAGUGCAGCAUCUCUUCUUGGUAUCGGUGGAUGCAUUGAAUUAGGUGCAACGUGUGUCUUAAGAAAGAAGUUCUCAGCUAGUCAGUUCUGGAGUGACUGCAAAAAGUACAAUGUGACUGUCAUCCAGUACAUUGGAGAACUUUGCCGCUACCUUUGCAGCCAACCAGUGAAGGAUGGAGAGAAAAAUCACAAAGUCAGACUAGCAGUUGGAAAUGGAGUAAGAAAUGAUGUAUGGAGAGAAUUCUUAGACAGAUUUGGUGCUGUUAAGAUCUGUGAGUUUUAUGGUGCUACUGAAGGAAACAUUUGUUUCAUGAACCACACAGGAAAAAUUGGAUCUGUUGGACGCACCAAUUUCUUCUAUAAGAGUUUGAGAAGAAUUAAGGUUGUAACUGAAAACCAGAUUCAGCGUGGAGACACACAACCUCACCUCAGUUAUGUGGACAUGUUUUUUUUUCCAUUUGAUUUAAUCAAGUAUGAUUUCCAGAAAGAUGAACCAAUUAGAAAUAAGCAUGGUUGGUGUGAGAAAGUUAAGAAAGGUGAGGCUGGUCUUCUCAUUUCCCAAGUAAGUGCAAAGAACCCCUUCUUCGGCUAUGCUGGCAAUAAGAGACAUACAGAAAAGAAAUUACUCAGCGAGGUAUUUAAGAAGGGUGAUCUUUAUUUUAAUACUGGAGACCUAAUGGUUCAAGACCAUGAGAAUUUCCUGUAUUUUUGGGACAGGAUUGGAGAUACCUUCAGAUGGAAAGGGGAGAAUGUUGCAACAACGGAAGUUUCUGAUGUCAUUGUAAUGUUGGACUUCAUACAAGAAGCAAAUGUGUAUGGUGUAUCGGUGCCAGAUCAUGAAGGAAAAGCGGGAAUGGUCUCUCUUAUUUUAAAGCAGAAUAGAGCAAUGGACCUGGAGCAAAUGUAUAAGCAAGUGGUGACUUAUCUCCCAGGCUAUGCUUGUCCUCUUUUUCUAAGAGUCCAGGAAACAAUGGAAAUGACUGGAACUUUCAAACAACAAAAAUUUAGAUUAGUGGAAGAAGGUUUUAAUCCAUCUACAAUUACUGAUCCUCUUUAUUUUUUAGAUAAUUCCAAGCAAGCAUAUAUCUUGUUAACCGAAGAAGUAUAUGAGAGGAUCUUAUUUGGUCAAAUCAAACUUUAAUUAACCUGAUGAAAAGCUAUUAAGAGACAGUUUAUAUGAACUACUGUGUGAGAAGCAGUAAAAAUGAUUACUAAAGUUGUUAUCCAUAAUAAUAAUAUCUUAUGUAGUUCAUAUUAACUUUCAAAUAUGUCUUGUAUCUUUCCUCACUUGAUCAUAGUUCACUAAUAAUUUACUACCACUUAAGAUCAAAUACAAGUUAAGAAUCUGUAGAACAAAACUGAAGUCUUUUUAAUCUUAGUUUUGGAAUGUAAGUGCAGAAUCUGAUGGUUUUUCUUAGUGCUAAAGGAACAUGAAUGAUACAUAGUAAAAAGACCAAACAUAGAAAAAUGUAGUGACAGAAGCUGUUAUUAAUUCUAUGCAGACAAAAUAUGCCAGCAACAUAGUUUAAAUAAAUCUAAUAUAUACUUAAGAAUAUGUGUUUUAGAAAAUAUAGACUUGAAAGUAGUUGGAAGAAAAAUCUUACAUGGAGGACCUUUAUAAUGGAACGUAAAACAAAAGGGGAUGAAACAGAAGAAAGCCCUCCAAACAAACCUGAAAUUUAAAAGUUCAUACUAACAUCACUACUGAGCCUGCUAGUCCAUACUCUUUCAUUUGUUAAACUGACUCUUCAGAGUAUCAUAGUAUGAAGACAGACCAAAAUAUUGUGAAAUGUUUGGCAACAGAUCAAAAGUAGACAAUGUCCACACUUAACGGGAAAAAAUCACUCAUAUAGGAUAAGAAGAAUGAUUAAAGUGCUCUAUGUCAUACAUAUUGACUAACAAUAUAAAAAUAUAAGAAAAAUAGAAAAAGAGAUAUAAAAAUAGCCUCUUUACUCUUAGUAAUGUCUGCCAGAGAUUAUUUUUAAAUGGGUAUAAAAUAUUGCAGAUUAAAAAAAAUUUCUUAAUCAUAUAUUCUCAUACACUGCUUUACAAAAUUAAAAAAAGAUUAUUUAAACAAAUUUUGUAUUGUCUCAAUUUAUGAAUGAUUACUUAAAUACUUUUUAAUAGUAUGUUUUAAAUACUUUUUAAUAGUUCGUUUUAAUAGUAUGUUUCAAUAAACUCAAACAGUAAAAAUAAUGGGACAAUGUUGUCCUUUAAUGGAUUGUAAUGCCAGCUUUGAUCAGUGGCCAUAACAGUCAGAAACAUGGAAUUCUGCAAGAGUAAUGCUGCUCAAGAGUAGACAUUAUAAGUCUCUUCUCCAUCAUAACCAUGGCAUGAAAACAGGCUGUUAUAAGUAGGAUGUAACAUAGUUAGAACUUCAACUUUCUUUCUUCUCUGUUAAUAAAAUAAAAACAUUAGAAAUUA